This is a messenger RNA of Colletotrichum truncatum, 1482 nucleotides long. RefSeq names its product geranylgeranyl pyrophosphate synthetase. The record is from RefSeq and is a predicted model, not a curated record. Lineage: Eukaryota; Fungi; Ascomycota; Sordariomycetes; Glomerellales; Glomerellaceae.
AUGAGCAAUGCUUCAAAAGGGAGCCUGAUAUGCCCCGAUACCUCCUUGAGCUUGCUGGAUCACUCUUCCUUUCACACAAUUUUUUUCUGGACCCACGACCAAAAGAAGCAUAAUAUGUAUCAGCACAACAUGUAUCAGCGCAAUCGUCAUUGGCAUCGCCGGCCGGGGCCGGAGAAGCCGUCGCCAGGUCCGGCAUUUGGAUCUCUACUAGAGUCCAUUAACAUUGCCGACCUCUCAAAACCAGCAUUGGCGUUCGUGUCGUCCGCCCAGGUGACCGAAUGCGAGCUCAUCGCCUCAUACAACUGGCUUGAUAGAGCGAAGCCUUCAAUCCUGAUCCCAGGUGCACCAGCCAAAUGGACGCCGCCUGCAGAAACUACCGCACUGCGGGAGGACAACGGUGUCUACUAUCGUGACAAGAAUGCCUCUCGAUACCCCACACAUCCAAUGGAACCGGCUAUCCAAGCUGUUCUGUCAAUGCAUCCAGACUCUCUCACUAGAAAGGUCAACCUUGUCGCCUGUGGAAGCACACUUGGCAACCUUCUCCGCUUUGUACAAGGCAAGGAACGGCCAUUUCGAAUGCUCGUGGAGGUGGUUGGGAGCACAGUCCACUUGAUCCGCAGGGAGAACUCGCCCACGGAAACAAUCGACGACGUCAGAGGCUACGGCCACACAUUUCCAGAGACUUAUACAAGCUGGGAUGUUGAUGUUCGUGGCUCGGCAUCUCAUCAGCGGGUCCUCCGGUAUGACUUUGGUGGUCUCAGCUGUCUCGUCCGCUAUGAAGGCGACGGCUACCUCAAGAACAAAUUGAUGUCGUCGUCAGGCUACGCAGAGCGUGAAGUUGGCACCGGAGAAGGCACUGUUGAGGAGCUCAUUGCCAGCCUGGGCGGCAACAAGGUGAGCCAAACAAGUCCUGGCUCUUCAUCCCAGUUGCAGAUGCAAUCGGGAGGGUUCAAGGUUCCUCAAUCGGCAAUGUUCGAUCUUAAGACGCGGUCCAGCCGGCGCAAAGGUCACGAUUUUCUAGGAGAGGAACUUCCACGUAUGUGGGUAGCGCAGAUUCCCAACUUCGUACUGGCAUAUCAUGACCGCGGAACCUUCAACGACAUCCAAAUCAUGGACGUGUCCACCAAGAUCAAGGAGUGGGAGAAGGAGAAGAAUGAAGAGCUCUCCCGGCUGGCAGCACUCCUUCAUCAUAUCGUCAAUCUUGUCCGUAUCCACGGCGGGAAGCUGGAGAUUAGUCGGCAAAGUCCUGAGAAACUAGAAUUCCGAGAGCAAACUCCCGGAUUGUCGGGGGUGUGUUCGGUAGACGUGAUGGCAAAAUGGGGGGCAUGGUUAGGAAGUACGGUGGCUAGUAGCGAGGACGAGGGCGAAUAUGAUUCUGAUGUGGGAGGGAGUGGGCUGGCUUGGAGUGAUGGCGAAGACGAAUCAGACGACUUCACUGCCUGCUCGCAAGAGUGUUCAUACUGCGGCCGCUGUGAGUAUUGA